GCUCCGGUCAGUUUAAUUCCAGCCGUCCAACGGAUCAGUUCGGUCGGAAAGAGGGAGCCUCUUAUAAACUCUCGGUGUGGUGUAGGCGCUGGCGCGUUUUUGCUCGAUUAGUGUGUGAGAUUUUGCGUAAUCUGCGGUUUCGAAGUUACGCCGUAUUUAGCGCUAGCUACUACCAGGUACUAGCUCUUAGCCAAGUUUGCUGCUUCUGGUGCUGUUACCAAGUAAACUCCCCGCCUCUGCCACACCAUCAUGGACGCCCAAACGGAACCGGAAGUACCGACGGCAGAAGUCGCCGAGGAACCCUUCCUCGGACCGCUGGACAUCAUCCUACUGAUCGCGCUCGUGGCCGGUGCCGCCUGGUAUUUGCUCAAAAACAAGAAAAAGGAGGCACAAACUAGUCAGUUCAAAUCCUACUCGAUACAGCCCACAACCGUCAACACAAUGACCAUGCAGGAGAAUUCCUUCAUCAAGAAGCUGAAAUCUUCCGGUCGACGGUUGGUCGUGUUCUACGGUUCGCAAACCGGAACGGCCGAAGAAUUCGCCGGUCGAUUGGCCAAGGAAGGUUUGCGGUACCAGAUGAAGGGUAUGGUGGCCGAUCCGGAGGAAUGUGAUAUGGAAGAGCUGCUAUCGCUUAAAGAAAUCGAGAAGUCCCUGGCGGUGUUCUGUUUGGCAACGUACGGCGAGGGAGAUCCUACCGAUAACUGUAUGGAGUUCUACGAAUGGAUUCAGAACAAUGAUCUCGAUUUGGAAGGAUUGAACUAUACGGUAUUUGGUCUGGGUAACAAAACCUACGAGCACUAUAAUAAGGUCGGUAUCUAUGUGGACAAACGUUUAGAGGAACUAGGUGCAACCCGUGUAUUCGAGCUGGGACUCGGAGAUGAUGAUGCUAACAUUGAAGAUGACUUCAUCACCUGGAAGGACAAAUUCUGGCCGGCUGUGUGCGACUUCUUCGGCAUCGAAAGCACCGGUGAGGAUGUGCUGAUGCGACAGUAUCGUUUGUUGGAACAACCGGAAACGGCACCGGAACGGCUAUACACCGGUGAGGUGGCUCGUCUUCAUUCGCUGCAAACUCAGCGUCCACCGUUUGAUGCUAAGAAUCCGUUCAUGGCGCCCAUCAAGAUCAAUCGGGAACUGCACAAAGCCGGUGGUCGAUCUUGCAUGCAUAUCGAGUUCGACAUCGAGGGAUCCAAAAUGCGCUACGAAGCCGGUGACCAUCUGGCCAUGUAUCCGGUCAACGAUAAAGAUUUAGUAGAACGUUUGGGCAAACUGUGUAAUGCCGAUUUGGAAACUAUCUUCUCGUUGAUCAAUACUGAUACCGACAGUAGCAAAAAGCAUCCUUUCCCAUGUCCGACUACUUAUCGAACUGCUCUUACGCACUACCUGGAGAUCACGGCCUUGCCAAGAACGCACAUCCUCAAGGAAUUGGCUGAAUACUGCAGCGAAGAGAAGGAUAAGGAAUUCCUGCGCUUCAUGUCAUCAACGGCACCAGAGGGCAAGGCCAAGUACCAGGAAUGGGUCCAGGACAGCAGUCGCAACAUAGUACAUGUGCUCGAAGACGUUCCGUCGUGCCGGCCACCGAUUGAUCACAUCUGCGAGUUGCUGCCUCGGCUGCAGCCACGUUACUACUCGAUUUCGUCUUCCUCAAAGCUGCACCCGACGACGGUUCACGUGACGGCCGUCCUGGUCAAGUAUGAAACCAAAACCGGACGAGUUAACAAAGGUGUGGCGACUACCUUCCUGGCCGAGAAGCACCCGAUCAAUGGUGAACCCCUGCCACGGGUGCCAAUCUUCAUUCGCAAGAGCCAGUUCCGGUUACCGGCCAAAACGGAAACGCCGGUCAUUAUGGUGGGUCCCGGUACCGGUUUGGCUCCUUUCCGCGGCUUCAUCCAGGAGCGGGACUUUAACAAACAGGAAGGAAAGGAAAUCGGUAAAACCAUCCUGUACUUUGGCUGCCGGAAGCGCGCCGAGGACUUCAUCUAUGAGGAGGAACUGGAGGAUUACGUCAAGCGGGGCGUAAUUGAGCUUCGAGUGGCAUUCUCCAGAGAUCAGGCACAGAAGGUCUACGUCACACAUCUACUAGAGGAAGACCAGAACCUGCUGUGGAGUGUGAUAGGCGAAAACAAGGGCCACUUCUACAUUUGUGGUGACGCCAAAAAUAUGGCCACCGACGUGCGGAACAUUCUGCUCAAGCUGCUGCAGAGCAAAGGUAACAUGAGCGAGAGUGAAGCCCAGCAGUACAUCAAGAAGAUGGAAGCGCAGAAGCGGUACAGUGCCGACGUGUGGAGUUAAUCUUUACGGACAGCUGAUAGACGCGCGGUCAUCCUGUUAUAAUCCUGUCAAUAUCACCCAACCUAACCAAUCCACAACACACCACGCUCAUCCUAUCCUGGAAGCAGCAGCGAGCUGCCAGCAUGCCGGCAUCAUCCAGACUUUUAUUAUUUCGUUCCGCAAGCGAGUGUGUCCGGCAUCUUAAAAGUGUAAUCCCCCCUUCCUUUUUUCAUUUCUAUUUAGUGUUUAUUUUAAAACCAUCGAUCAACUUCUCUAGGAUAUCGAAUAGCUUUCCAAGUUUCGUUUUGGGUUUCCUUUUUUUAAACAAAUCAAAACAAAAGUUAAAAACCACUGUAUUCCUACUUGUUGCGUUGUUCGGUUCCCAGGAUUUUUUUGUCAGAGGGAAGCAUUCUACAGUGAUACAAUAACUGCAUGUGAACGAUUUGUGUGUAUAAGAGUUUAUUAACAAAACAUUCUAAAGCAGAAGUAAUGCAACGGUACCACCACAGACAGGUUGCGUUUAGUUAUUAUGAUAAUAAUUGAUAAAAGGAAACAAAUUACUGAUAGGACGGAGUUUGAGAAAGUUUAAACAAUUUAUUAUUGAAAAAAAAAAAAACAACAAACAAAACAAUCAGGAGCGAGGUUGGUGCGUAGAAUUGUGUUGAGUUCUUUCGGUACAGUACUCGGAAGAUAGAUAUGUAACUAUAGAGCAUUAAUAGACAACUAUUAAACAAACAAACAAAUAAAAACUGUGACGGAUAAGUUGAAUGUUGUUAGCCGUUAGCGAAAAAAGGGAUGCAAUAUAGAUUUUUGGAGAUAUAUUUGAUGGUAGCUGAA
Uranotaenia lowii is the source of this 3105-nucleotide messenger RNA. RefSeq names its product NADPH--cytochrome P450 reductase (gene Cpr). Gene Ontology annotation, biological process: response to hormone. Gene Ontology annotation, molecular function: FMN binding; flavin adenine dinucleotide binding; NADPH-hemoprotein reductase activity. The coding region runs from base 250 to 2289 and encodes 679 amino acids. Lineage: Eukaryota; Metazoa; Arthropoda; Insecta; Diptera; Culicidae. The transcript has 8 exons. Gene Ontology annotation, cellular component: cytosol. The record is from RefSeq and is a predicted model, not a curated record.